This is a messenger RNA of Dufourea novaeangliae, 681 nucleotides long. Its product is annotated as sperm flagellar protein 1-like. Gene Ontology annotation, cellular component: axoneme. Gene Ontology annotation, molecular function: microtubule binding. Bases 1 to 681 code for a protein of 226 amino acids. Gene Ontology annotation, biological process: regulation of cytoskeleton organization. Lineage: Eukaryota; Metazoa; Arthropoda; Insecta; Hymenoptera; Halictidae. The transcript has 3 exons. The record is from RefSeq and is a predicted model, not a curated record.
AUGAGCGUGAUAUCAGAAACCACCGAUAAUCACGAAGAAAUUUACGCUUGGAUCGAGCAAAUGACAUUUUCCAAGCCGAAGAAAAAUCUUGCUCGAGAUUUCUCAGACGCCGUUUUUAUGGCCGAAUUGUUAAAACGAUAUUACCCUAGACACGUUGAUGUACAUAAUUAUAUACCCGGGAACAGCGUCGCCAAAAAGGUAGAAAAUUGGUGCACUCUCAACCGCAAGGUACUUUCUAAACUGAAUAUGAAAUUGAGAAAAGAUGAAAUCAAUCAAUUAGCAAAUUCGCAACCGGGGGCUAUUGAGAAAAUUUUAACCGAUUUGAGGAUAAAAAUUUUAAGGGAUUGUAAUGCAGACAGAGAUAAUCUAUAUUCUGAAUUUAACGGUAGUGAGAAAGGAGAAACUGUGAAGUCCGUGCUCAAUCCAGAAGAAAUAGCAAACAAAACUGUUCCACGUCACGUAUUUGUUCGAUUAAAACAAGAAUUAGAAGAAAAGAAUGAUGCUAUUAGUUUGCUUAAACAAAAAGUGACACAUCUUGAAUCUUUGAUGAAGUUUAAAGACCAAAGGAUUGCAGAUCUCUCUUCACAAAUACUAAAACCUGCAGAUUAUUCUACUACAUCAAGAUCUGGUAAUUUAAAUGUUACAAAUACUUUAAUCACAAAACAACGAACCAAAUUAUAA